This is a messenger RNA of Brachypodium distachyon (stiff brome), 1847 nucleotides long. RefSeq names its product protein WHAT'S THIS FACTOR 1. NCBI's taxonomy places the organism in Eukaryota, Viridiplantae, Streptophyta, Magnoliopsida, Poales, Poaceae. The record is from RefSeq and is a predicted model, not a curated record. Bases 170 to 1381 code for a protein of 403 amino acids. Gene Ontology annotation, molecular function: RNA binding. The transcript has 2 exons.
UUGUCUACACGAAACCUAGCCGCUUUCUAGUUCCUACUUACGGUCGUACAGUACCUUCGUAAGCAUUUUCUCAAACAGUCCACGCGCGCCGCCACCAUCGCCCUCCGCCGUCUCCUGGACGGACCGGACUCCCCAACUCCACCAGCAACCUCCGCCCGCCGCCGCCGGCAUGCAGAAGGUGCGGCUCAAAUGGGUGAAGAACCGCGGCCUGGACCACCUCAUCGCCCGCACCACCUCCAUCCGCUCGUCCUGCCUCCUGCUGGACUACAUCGCCCGCCUCCCGUCGUCCCCCGUGCCGGCCCACGCCCUCGCGCGCUUCCAGAAGCCGCUUGGCCUCACGUUCCCCGUGCUCCGCUUCCUCCGCCGCCACCCGACCCUCUUCGCCGAGCAACCGCACCCGCGCUUCCCCUCCCUCCCUUCCUUCUCCCUCACGCCCGCCUCCGAUAUCCUCCUCGCUCGCCUGGCCCGCGCCUCCGCCGUCGACUCCCACCUCCGCCUAGCGCGCCUCCUCCUCCUCACCCGCUCCAGGUCGCUCCCUCUGGCUUCCAUCCUGCCGCUCCGCUUCGACCUCGGCCUGCCCUACGACUUCGCCUCAGCCUUCCCCUCCUCCCACCCGGACCUCUUCACAGUCUCCAAAAACCACAUCUCGCUGUCCACCUCCCGCCUCCCCGAGGACAUCGCCAUAUCCUCCCUCCAGCGCCGCCACGCCGAGUCCAUUACCGGGGCUACGUACCGCGCCCUGUCCCGGCCGCCGUCCUCGACAAAUGCCCCCCUCGCGUUCCCGAUGCGGUUCCCGAGGGGGUACGGCGGGAUGAAGAAGGUCAAGGCCUGGAUGGAGGAUUUCCACCGGCUGCCUUACAUCUCGCCGUACGAUGAUGCAUCAGGCAUCGACCCUGACAGUGACAUCUACGAGAAGAGGAACAUUGGUUUGCUCCAUGAGUUGCUCGGGCUGAUGGUGCACAAGAUGGUGCGGAGGAACGCUAUCCGGUUACUACGGGAGGAGCUUGGUCUGCCUCACAAGUUUACGAGGCUGUUUACACGGUACCCUGGGGUGUUUUACUUGUCGUUGAAGUGCAAAACGACGACACUGGUGCUUCGGGAGGGGUACGAGAGGGGGAAGCUCGUGGAGAACCAUCCUCUUGCGGCGGUGAGGGACAAGGUGCAUUACGUGAUGCGCACUGGUGUGUUGUACCGUGGGAAGGGUUUGUCCAAGCUGGUUUUCGACGAGGAUGGCGACGAGGAGGGUACGUUGGAUGGUGAUGAGGAGUUUCAAGGGGAGGGGAUGGAUGCUGAUGCUGAUGUUGAGUGCUUUGGAAUGGAGAUUGUGGAUGAUGAUGGGCCUGAUAAUGAUGAGGAGUAUGAACGUGAUGGAUAUGAUUGACAUGGAAUGGUGAGUUGCACUUGCUGAAGUUUGCUGUUUUGAGAUGAUGGGUGGUCGAUUCUGUCAGGAUUUCAGCAACAGGGUUUAACUUAACACCCUGUCGUCCCCAAAGUAGUGCAGCUUGGUUCAACUAAGUGCCCCCAAUUGAACGAUUUCAGAAGGCAAUUACACCACUUAUCGCUGACUCUUGCUGCUUACUAUCUUUCCAGCUAAAGUGAUGCUGACCGAGGAGCCUUUGAAGUCUUGGCAACUUUUGUAAGACAAAUGAAAUUGAGCUUGCCACGAUUAUUAUGAAUUCAUGUUCUUUCUUGUUUUGUGUAAAAUUGGUGCAGUUUUGAUUAUUUCUGCCCCCACCAUGACAUUUCUGUAGCAAGCCUAUGUGACAUUCAACUAUGAUGUUUUAGGUUCUAAGUCAUUUCAUUGGCUUAAUAAAACCUGAAUGCUCAUAUACUGUUCUUAGUCCCUA